Molecule: messenger RNA, 998 nt
Organism: Sebastes umbrosus (honeycomb rockfish)
Lineage: Eukaryota; Metazoa; Chordata; Actinopteri; Perciformes; Sebastidae
Product: galactose-specific lectin nattectin-like
Exons: 7
Coding region: 366-887 (173 amino acids)
Molecular function (GO): signaling receptor activity
Source: RefSeq, a predicted model, not a curated record
AUCCAUCCACCAGAGGUCCUCAGACUUCACCUCCUGUCCCAGUCUCCUGCCACUCCAGGUCCAACCACUCCCUUCUACCAUGCAGUAACCCCUGACCUUCCUCCACCUACCUACUCACCUGCUUCCUAUUCACCUGAUCAGCCUGGCAGCAUGUGUACCAGCUACACUGGAACCAGAACCAGCACCAGCACCUGUCUGCACCUUUUUCCUGUUCACUCUCAACUACUUCUGUUUGGACUUUCUACCCGUACCAGGCAUGAGUGGUGAGUUUAAGAGUGAGAGGAAGAGCCACCAGACAAUCAGACGGAGGAGCAACAACAAACCAGAACACAUCUGUGCUGUGGAGAGUUAGUGAAGCCUGAGUCAUGCGUCCAGCUGUGGUAACUGCUGUCCUGCUGUUGGUGUGCGUCCUGAACGCCGUGACAGCCCAACCUGGCCAUACCAGGACGUCACCUUCGGAGAUAUGUGAAAGAUAUCCAGAUAAGCCUUGUGGUGACGGAUGGAGCUACAUCGCUGAGAAUCGCUGUGUUAAACACUUCGACACUCCAAAAGUUUACGCGGCGGCACGGUACCACUGCAUCACCAUCAAAAGUUCACCGGUGUCAAUACACAGCGAAGACGAGCUGAAUAACCUGCUUUGUCUCACCUGGAGGUUGAACCCCGAACUCCAACCUUUCUGGAUCGGGGCCAGAAAAUCAGGGCUUUAUAACCGUAGAUUUACAUAUUUUGAUCAAACUCCAUUCGACUUUGAGGGCUGGUACCGUGAUGAGCCAGACAACGCUACCAGAGACGAGGACUGCAUUGAGUCGAACUUUAAAGACUGGGGAUACUGGAAUGACGUAAGCUGCUCAGAGAUGAGGAACUUUGUGUGCGCCAAGACUGUGUGAUCAUCACCAGCUGAUCAGCUGAUGUGCUGCAGGUGGACCGGUCUGUUUCAUGAUAACCACUGCAAACACAAGCUCUUAAAUUUACUGCAAUAAAAAGCUUCAGCAUUCAUG